CUUCCUCAGCCAAGUCUGAAGUGAUGGUCUACUGCAAGCUGUGCCUUAUUGAGCACCCAAAAGCAUCAACCAGCACACUGCACACCUGUAACUGUGUCUUCUGCACUAUGUGUCUGAAGCAGUAUGUUCAACUGGCAAUCCGGGAGGGUGGGGGCGGCCCAGUCACGUGUCCAGACAUGGCCUGUCAGAGGACAGGAGUCCUACUCAACUCUGAGAUAGCCUGUUUUGCCUCUGCAGAUCAGGUCGAGCUGUACCAGAGACUGAAGUUUGAACGAGGGGUACAGCUGGACCCUAGUAGAGUGUGGUGCCCGGUUCUGGAGUGCCAGGCUGUCUGCAGUGUCGGGCCCAGCUCAGAGGGGCAGCCUACAUCUGUGCCCUGCCCAGCCUGUCACGCCACCUUCUGCUCAGCCUGUAGAGGGCCCUGGCAGGAUGGCCACGCCUGCCCUGAGCACCAGCCUAUGAGGUCAUCAUCACUCACCUCACAGAGCAGACGCCGGUCAUGCAGUGACUCUGAUCUGCCUAUAAAGCAGUGCCCCAUUUGUGGAGUGUACAUCGAGAGGAACCAGGGUUGUGCCCAAAUGCUAUGCAAAAGCUGCAAACACACAUUCUGCUGGUACUGUUUGCAGAACCUGGAUGGUGAUAUAUUCCUGAGGCAUUACGAUAAAGGGCCGUGCAGAAACAAGCUUGGCCACUCCCGAGCUUCAGUCAUGUGGAACAGAACACAGGUGGUGGGCAUACUGGUUGGCGUCAGUGUCAUCGUGCUGGUGACCUCCCCUCUCCUCCUGCUGGCGUCACCCUGCAUCCUGUGUUGCGUGUGGAAGCCCUGCCGAGGCUCCAAGAAGAGAAGGAAGAAGAAAGAUCUCCCACAGCUUUGACCAAACCCCCACCUGGUCAUAAAGAGAGACUGACUCUAAUUGUCACCAAGCUCUUGGACUGUUAAAUCAAUAUAGGAAGUAAAUUGAUGGAAGAAUGUUUAUUAAAAAAAAAAAAACAUGGGGAUGAUUUUCAACUAAUUCAUGUCAUUUUAAAUAAUUUUCUUUGUUUGAAAGCAUUCCAACUUGACCCAGACCAUGAUUCCAGCCCCUUCUCACACAGUAGAGAACAGAACCCUGUUCAUUUGCCAAAUGUCAUGAUGCCAAACCAGUCUUGUUAGGUGCACAAGUGCCUCCAUCCUACAGUGCCUGGUAUUUGGUGGUAUUUGUUUUUGCCUUCCAUUAUAUUAUGCAGAACUGUGUUGUUUCUGAAUGUAAGAGCUGUGUUGUCCUGGGGAGGUUCACGGGUCUGAGAUGCUGCAUUCAUUGUACAUGUGCCACUGGAGCAUGAUUACGAAUCCCACCCACUACUCUGUUAGCAGAACAUUCUCCUCUGUCUCCCCACUGUCUCUGUCCAAUGAAGCAUUAAAAUAACUACAAAUAUAUAUUUAAAAAAGAAGAAAGCGAAGUUCUAUGGAAACUGCAUUGCACACUAUCUUAGAUACUGUUAAAGAAGAGUAUGUAAAUCCCAAAUGGCACAUAGUCACCUACAUGUAUAGUGUACUGGUUUUCUCCAGGCUCUAGUCAAAUGUAGUGCACUAGUGGGAAAAGGGGGAUCAUUUGUUAAGUCACCAGUAAUAAAAGGGCUUCAACCGUGCAAAUAGAAAGAUGUUCUGCUGCUGACGGAUGUUAUUGUUUCUACCUGGUAUUCCAGUCCAGGUGAAUUCUAUCUACUACUGCUAUUAUAAUGGUUGUAAAAAUGUAUUUAUGGUGUCCUGUGUUGUUUCUACUUUUUUUGUUGAUAUUUCUGCAUCUGAUAUUUUGUAAAAUC
Molecule: messenger RNA, 1803 nt
Organism: Esox lucius (northern pike)
Lineage: Eukaryota; Metazoa; Chordata; Actinopteri; Esociformes; Esocidae
Gene: rnf144b
Product: ring finger protein 144B
Exons: 7
Coding region: 24-875 (283 amino acids)
Biological process (GO): ubiquitin-dependent protein catabolic process; protein polyubiquitination; positive regulation of proteasomal ubiquitin-dependent protein catabolic process
Cellular component (GO): cytoplasm; ubiquitin ligase complex; mitochondrial membrane
Molecular function (GO): ubiquitin conjugating enzyme binding; ubiquitin protein ligase activity; zinc ion binding
Source: RefSeq, a predicted model, not a curated record